This is a messenger RNA of Galdieria sulphuraria, 745 nucleotides long. Its product is annotated as mitochondrial ribosomal protein L23 precursor. Gene Ontology annotation, cellular component: ribosome; mitochondrial large ribosomal subunit. Gene Ontology annotation, biological process: mitochondrial translation. The record is from RefSeq and is a predicted model, not a curated record. NCBI's taxonomy places the organism in Eukaryota, Rhodophyta, Bangiophyceae, Galdieriales, Galdieriaceae. Bases 95 to 538 code for a protein of 147 amino acids. The transcript has 2 exons. Gene Ontology annotation, molecular function: structural constituent of ribosome.
AAAGGAAAUAAAUGUCCAAUUUCUUUGAAAUACAAAGUCUCUUCAAAAUGAUUCAUCGCUUCUUUCUACUGAAAAUGAAAAAUUCUGUUGGGUAAUGUCAUUUCCAAAAGUAUUUUUUCCCGACUUUUCUUUAAGGUUGCGUUUUCGCUUACCCAAACAUGUAGUGGAAAGCUCUGGACCAGAAAAUGUACAAGUUGAAAGAGAUCACACUUGGACUCGCGUCUUGGCUUUUCGAACCGAAACGACAAUGACCAAGCCAGAAAUUCGUCAAAUCCUUGAAAAACUUUAUGGAUUUGAAGUUGAAAAAGUACAUACGAGUAUUCGUCGAGGCAAAACUUACUAUCUUCGUUAUGGUCGUAUGGGACAGUUGAUGGCAACUCCCAAGAAGUUGAAGACUUCCCCUUUCAAAGUAGCAUAUGUUCGUUUAACUGAACACAUUCGAUUACCCAAAUCACCCUUAUUAGCUCUACAAGAAAUGGGAGAGAAAGCUCCGGCAUCCUUACUUCCCGUGAAUACAGAUUCUUCUGCUGCUUCUUGAAGAACGUGGUUUUAUUUGAAACUCUUAACGGAUGGGAUCGUAUUUGUUGGUUUAUAACUGAGAAGUGGAAAUAACCUUGCUGUACCAAGUAGAUAUGUUUGGUAUGCAACUCGAGAGAAGGUGAUUCCUUGUUCCAGUACGUUGUAUGUUACAAGGUUAUAGAGUAUAUAAAAAGAACAUUCUUCUUUUAUUAUAUUUUGUUUUCAC